GGGGCUUGUAAAAUAAAAAAACAUGGCGGCGCCCUGUGUGUGCUCAGUGUGCUAAGUUGCGAUUCCAGGCACCAUGAUGCUGAAAUCCACUUCAAUGUCAUCGGAUACAAGAGCAAAUGUUCAAGAUAAUGAUAAUAAAGUGACUCAUCUUGUUUCAAUGAAGACAGGACAGCCAUUGAUCAUACCAGAAAAAGACAGGCUUGGUUUAUGUAGGAGUGUCUCUGAGUUUGAAAAGUUGAAUAGAGUUGGAGAAGGCACCUAUGGAAUAGUGUACAGAGCUAGGGACACUCAAACAGGUGAAAUUGUUGCACUGAAAAAGAUGCGCAUGGAGAAUGAGAAAGAUGGCCUUCCAAUAAGUGGUUUACGUGAAAUUAAUUUGCUGAUCAACUUGAAUCACGACAAUGUGGUUCAACUGAAGGAGGUGGUGGUAGGAAGCCGUUUGGACAGCAUUUUCCUUGUGAUGAUGUACUGUGAACAAGACCUUGCAAGUUUACUGGAUAACAUGCCAGCUCCAUUUACUGAGGCCCAAGUCAAAUGCCUAGCUCUGCAGAUGGUCAAUGGACUUCAUUAUCUUCAUGACAAUUUCAUCAUCCAUAGAGAUCUCAAAGUGUCAAACUUACUUCUUACUGACAAAGGGUGUCUUAAAAUUGCUGAUUUUGGUCUUGCAAGAACGUUUGGUCUUCCAGUGCAGCCGAUGACUCCAAGGGUUGUAACACUAUGGUAUCGAGCACCAGAAGUAUUGCUCGGUUCUGUUACACACACAACGGCCAUUGAUAUGUGGGCUGCAGGAUGUAUCAUUGGUGAGCUGCUGGCAAACCAGCCCCUAAUGCCAGGUACAUCUGAGCUGCAACAAAUUCAAUUCAUUAUUGACUUGUUAGGAACUCCCAAUGACAGUAUAUGGCAGGGUUAUUCCAGCUUGCCAAUGUUAGAGAAAUAUAGUCUUAAGAAGCAGCCAUACAACAACUUGAAGCAUAAGUUUCCUUGGCUCUCCCAGGCUGGUCUACGCAUGCUUAAUUUCCUAUUCAUGUAUGAUCCAGUGAAAAGGGCUACUGCUGAAGAUUGCUUGACCCAUUCAUAUUUUAAAGAACACCCAUUGCCAUGUGAUUCUAAAUUGAUGCCAACAUUUCCACAUCAUAGAAACAAACGGAAAAAAACAAGUGUUCAGCACCAAGAAGGCAAGAGCUCUACAUAUAAAAGAGAGGAUUUUGGCCAAGCGUUUGGACCAGAAUGUGCCAAGAAGCUUAAAAGAUGAGCAUUUCAACAUGCUGUAUUUGGACCGAAAAUUGUACCAGAAUGGCAGACUUGACAGAACAUCAAAAACUUCUAUCAAUCUGAUGUCUACAAACACAGCAGACUUGGAGCUUUGUACCAGUAUACAAUUGUUGCACGCUGUGACGGGGUCCAUGGCAUUUUGUACACUCGAGGGGGAAA
Molecule: messenger RNA, 1431 nt
Organism: Asterias rubens (European starfish)
Lineage: Eukaryota; Metazoa; Echinodermata; Asteroidea; Forcipulatida; Asteriidae
Product: cyclin-dependent kinase 10-like
Exons: 12
Coding region: 74-1252 (392 amino acids)
Biological process (GO): regulation of mitotic cell cycle; protein phosphorylation
Cellular component (GO): nucleus
Molecular function (GO): cyclin-dependent protein serine/threonine kinase activity; ATP binding
Source: RefSeq, a predicted model, not a curated record